AGUUACGGGGAUGGAGCUGCAGAGCUUGCAGGAGGCGGCGAUCCAAGUGGAGAUCCAGUGCCACCAGAACGGCGAGCUUAAGAAACAAAUCCGAGAAAAGCAAUUAAGGAUAGCAGCUCUAAAUGAAAACCAAGCAGUGGGCCCCUUCGCCACCAAAGCGCCCCUCAAAGUUCCUCAGGUCAGCUCCUUGCAGAGGUUGGCGGGACAAGGACCAGCAGUGCUACCUCAGGUUAGGCCAAAGACCGUGAUUCCUGACAGCCUGCCGGCACCCCCGUGCCGGGACCGUCCUUCCAAGCAGUCUCUGGUCUUCCAGAAGGCCACCGUCGUGAGCACCAAGAACCCCAGCCCAGCCCUCCCCACCGCCAACAACACGGUGGGCCAUGGCCAGCCCCCAGGCAGCCAGUCUCCACCCGGCACGGCCCCGCUGACCAGCCCCGGCGUGGCCUUGGCCAUCAUCUCUGCUGCCCCCAGCCGCACGGUCCCAGGGGCCCCCGGAGCCCCCGCUGGCCACGACGAUGAUGCCGCCCCGGGGCCGCCGCCUCUCCUCCUCAGGGCCGACAGCAAGGUCCUCCUCAUCCAGCCGCAAGUGCAGACCCAGCCCAAUGGCAGCAAGGUGGAGCCCAAGAAACCCUCAGAAGAGGCAGCUCAGGGAGUCCCGGCCACCAAGAGGAGCAAGGAGGAAAACCCAGAGAAAAUCGCCUUUAUGGUGGCACUGGGCUUGGUCACCACCGAACACCUGGAAGAGAUCCAGAGUAAGCGCCAUGAGCGGAAGCGAAGGAGCACGGCAAAUCCAGCCUACAGCGGGCUGCUGGACUCUGAGAGGAAGCGACUGGCCCCCAGCUACCUGAACAGCCCCUUGUUCCUGCCUGCCAGAGCCAAUGAGGAUCCCUGCUGGAAGAGCCAAGUCCCGCGUGACGAGCACUGCACUACCUGCAGGCGAGGAGCCAAUCUGCAGCCCUGUGGCACCUGCCCCCGGGCCUUCCACCUGCAGUGCCUGGACCCUCCGCUGAGAACCGCACCCAGGGGCCUGUGGGGUUGCCCAACCUGUCAGCAACAGGCAUUAAAGAAGGAAGAUGAGACGGAGCCCUGGACUGGGACUCUGGCCAUCGUUCACUCGUACGUCACCCACAAAUCAGCCAAAGAGGAGGAGAAGGAGCGCCUGGUGGGCAGGGGCGGCGAGCUGCAGAGCCAGCAGCGGCAGCUGGAAGAGCGGGCACGGCUGCUCGGCGGAGCCGUCCAGGCUGAUCCACAGCGACCACAUGAUCCAGCUCACCAUGACCACCACCACAGCCGCCGCCUCCUCGUCGUCGUCCUCCUCCUCCUCUGCCGUCACCUCAUCCUCCUCCUCAUUGCUGCCCGGACCCUGGAUCAAGACCCCGCCCGCCCCCAUGGCCCUGCACAAAGCCUUGCAGCCGCCGCAGGCCAGCAACUGACCCGGCCCCCUGCCCACGGGGGACGGAGCGCGGGGCCGAGUGACCGGCGGGAACUUCGGGUGGCCCCCGUCCUUGGCCUGGGCCUCGCAGCUGCUGCUGGUGGGGGCGGCAACGGUGCCCUGCCCUGUCUAGCUGCAGCACAUCACCUCCCCCUCACCAGGGAGCGUCUGCUGGCUUGCCCCAGCCUGAGCGUGGGGACCACCCAGAUGGGGGAGAGGUCUUGGCAGGGGUCCACUGCUCAAGGGCAGGUGCCGGAUCCCGAGACGGUAGAGCUCAUUGGCUGGCAGAGGUAGGCACGGGCCUGAGGGCAGUGUGGAGGGUGGAAGGGGUCGGGCAGGAAACAGCUACCUGGGGUCCCCUCCCCACCUGCCAAUCCAGUGGCCAUCAGCUGGUCUGCCCCCGCUUUUUGCCCAGCCAGCAGGCCCUCAUCCUAGGCACUCAAGGAGGAGCCCCACAGGAGUGUGGGGCUGCCGGGUCUCCCUAGGCCGGCACUGCCGCCAGUGGGCACGAGGCAGAGCAGGGCUUGGGGAUCCGGAGGGGUUUUCCUGCUGGCACCGGCGUCCAUCCAUCCACCCAUCCAUCCGUGCAACCUGGAGCAUUUGAACAAGGCUGACUCCGCCAGUGACCCCUUUCCGGCUGCACAGUUGGGCUCUGCCCCCCUGGGAGUUUGUGUACAGGGGGGAAGUGGGGUGGUGGGGAAGGAGCCAGCGGGUGGAGACUGUAGGUGGGGGAUUUUUACCAUUCGAUUUUGGGGUUGGGAACCCUUCUUUCUUAAAAAACAGCCAAUAGAUCUAGUCUGUUUGCUUUCCUUUUCUCGCCUCGCCAGUACAGACACUAUGCCAAAAAAGAACUUUACAUUUUUGUACUGCGUUUUUAUUGUGACGGGUGGAAUGUAGAGGGAGGGAGAGAGAGAGAGAAAGUGUGUGUGUGAGAGAGAGAGAGAGAGAGGGUGACCUCAGGCAGCGCAGACAGACCUCGGGUGGCAUGGACAGACCUCGGGCGGCCGAGAGUGGAUCAGGCCCAGUUCAGGGGAGGGAGAAUAUCCCAGGGUUUGGUGGACGGAGAAGCGGGACCAACCAGUCCACGUGCUCAGGCAUCAGCAGGUUGGCCUGGCCCAGGGAGGCCUCUCAGCUCCUCUUUCACAUCAGCAUCUCAGUACCAGCACUGCCGCCCAUCCCACCCCCAGCCAGGCCCCCGUGCUGCCCCCCUCCCCCGGCCGGCCCCGAGCUCCAACUCGCUCGGUGCCGGGGGGCCCCUCCACCCAUUCUCACAACUCCGGGAGAAACUGUGCAGAACUAGACAAAUCUAUUUUAAUACCCAAACGCUGGGUCAAACCAGAUUUUUAUAUUCUUUUACGGACGAACAAAGAACGGAGAAACACAAGGGAGCAGCUGGACCCCGGGCACCGGGCAGGCAUCCGAAUGGGGCCAGGGCCGCGGCUCCCCGGUCACCGGUCAGUCCCCGGGCACUGGCCAGGCAUCCGGACAGGGCCGGGGCAGCCGGUCAGAAGGCAGUGGGGAGCCGCGGUUGAGGCCGAGGGAAGUUCUUGGACUGUUGGAGGUGAUGGAGUAGGGGCCUGUCCAGGGGAUAGUGUGUGCAUAGGAACAAAAAGCAGUGUUUGUCUUAAAUAUGCCAAUGUAGUGUUCUUCUCGA
This is a messenger RNA of Tachyglossus aculeatus (Australian echidna), 3086 nucleotides long. RefSeq names its product PHD finger protein 21B (gene PHF21B). The coding region runs from base 11 to 1726 and encodes 571 amino acids. NCBI's taxonomy places the organism in Eukaryota, Metazoa, Chordata, Mammalia, Monotremata, Tachyglossidae. The transcript is spliced from 13 exons. The record is from RefSeq and is a predicted model, not a curated record.